ACAACUACAGCUGCCCCAACCACAACCACAACUACAGCUGCCCCAACCACAACCACAACAGCUGCCCCAACAACAACCACCACAGCAGCACCAACAACAACCACAACAACCGCCCCCACAACAACAACUACAGCUGCCCCAACCACAACCACAACAGCUGCCCCAACAACAACCACAACAACCGCCGCCACGACAACAACUACAGCUGCCCCAACAACAACCACAACUACAGCUGCCCCAACCACAACCACAACAGCUGCCCCAACAACAACCACCACAGCAGCACCAACAACAACCACAACAACCGCCCCCACGACAACAACUACAGCUGCCCCAACAACAACCACAACAACCGCCCCCACAACAACAACCACAGCAGCACCAACAACAACCACAACAACCGCCCCGACAACAACAACUACAGCUGCCCCAUCCACAACCACAACAGCUGCCCCAACAACAACCACAACAACCGCCCCCACGACAACCACAACAACCGCCCCCACGACAACAACUACAGCUGCCCCAACCACAACCACAACAGCUGCCCCAACAACAACCACAACAACCGCCGCCACGACAACAACUACAGCUGCCCCAACAACAACCACAACUACAGCUGCCCCAACAACAACCACAACAACCGCCCCCACAACAACAACCACAGCAGCACCAACAACAACCACAACAACCGCCCCGACAACAACAACUACAGCUGCCCCAUCCACAACCACAACAGCUGCCCCAACAACAACCACAACAACCGCCCCCACGACAACCACAACAACCGCCCCCACGACAACAACUACAGCUGCCCCAACCACAACCACAACAGCUGCCCCAACAACAACCACAACAACCGCCGCCACGACAACAACUACAGCUGCCCCAACAACAACCACAACUACAGCUGCCCCAACCACAACCACAACAGCUGCCCCAACAACAACCACCACAGCAGCACCAACAACAACCACAACAACCGCCCCCACAACAACAACUACAGCUGCCCCAACCACAACCACAACAGCUGCCCCAACAACAACCACAACAACCGCCGCCACGACAACAACUACAGCUGCCCCAACAACAACCACAACUACAGCUGCCCCAACCACAACCACAACAGCUGCCCCAACAACAACCACCACAGCAGCACCAACAACAACCACAACAACCGCCCCCACGACAACAACUACAGCUGCCAUAACCACAACCACAACAGCUGCCCCAACAACAACCACAACAACCGCCCCCACGACAACAACUACAGCUGCCCCAACAACAACCACAACAACCGCCCCCACGACAACAACUACAGCUGCCCCAACAACAACCACAACAACCGCCCCCACGACAACAACUACAGCUGCCCCAACCACAACCACAACUACAGCUUCCCCAACCACAACCACAACAGCUGCCCCAACAACAACCACAACAACCGCCGCCACGACAACAACUACAGCUGCCCCAACAACAACCACAACUACAGCUGCCCCAACCACAACCACAACAGCUGCCCCAACAACAACCACCACAGCAGCACCAACAACAACCACAACAACCGCCCCCACGACAACAACUACAGCUGCCCCAACCACAACCACAACAGCUGCCCCAACAACAACCACCACAGCAGCACCAACAACAACCACAACAACCUCCCCCACGACAACAACUACAGCUGCCAUAACCACAACCACAACAACUGCCCCAACAACAACAACUACAGCUGCCCCAACGACAACCACAACAGCUGCCCCAACAACAACCACAACAACCGCCCCCACGACAACAACUACAGCUGCCCCAACAACAACCACAACAGCUGCCCCAACAACAACCACAACAACCGCCCCCACGACAACAACUACAGCUGCCCCAACCACAACCACAACUACAGCUUCCCCAACCACAACCACAACAGCUGCCCCAACAACAACCACAACAACCGCCGCCACGACAACAACUACAGCUGCCCCAACAACAACCACAACUACAGCUGCCCCAACAACAACCACAACUACAGCUGCCCCAACAACAACCACAACUACAGCUGCCCCCACAACAACAACUACAGCUGCCCCAACCACAACC
Pelmatolapia mariae (spotted tilapia) is the source of this 2100-nucleotide messenger RNA. Its product is annotated as mucin-5AC-like. The annotation marks the transcript as partial. The transcript has a single exon. The record is from RefSeq and is a predicted model, not a curated record. NCBI's taxonomy places the organism in Eukaryota, Metazoa, Chordata, Actinopteri, Cichliformes, Cichlidae.